AUAGUAACCUAUCUAACGGUUCUAACGUCUCUCACUUCCUCAUUAUUAUUAUUCUUUCUAUUAAAGUACUGCCUGCUUGUAAAUCUUGUUGAGAAACCCAUUAAAUAUUGCUCCACAAGUCCACCUUCUUUCUCCAAGACUCCCACAGUCUGUGAAAGAGUGGAGCUUUGGUUCUGAUUCCUUCAGUUCUUCAUACCCAGUGUCUGCAAUCAUAGAUGGCUGCAGUACUGGCUACAAAUAGAUGCUAUGGGCACAAUGUGGAGGUGAUAAUUCAAGGGAAAUCAGUAAAUAGUCUUAGUUUUUCAAGCUCAAUUUCGGUUCCUAAAUUCCUCAAUUCCGGGAGACCAACUAGUAAUCCGGAUCAGGCCAAUCAAUGUCUUCGGUUUCAAGUGGAAAUGCGACAGUCUGAGUCAUCAUCUUCAAGGCUUGGUGUCAAUGGAAGGUCUGUGAAAAUGGUGCCUGCUAGUGAGGUAAUGAAAAGACAAACCUCAUCUACUAAUAAGCCUGACAUAGUGAAUGGAGUGAAUGGUUCGAAGCCGGUUGUUAAUGGAGCAACUCUAGUUAGAAGAGAUUCUACUCCAGCUGCAACCUUGGUUAAGACACAGAAAUCUAAAUCCUCUAAGAAACUUCCCCCAUUGGAGGAGCUAAGAGUUUUGCCCUCAGAUGAGAGCUUUAGUUGGGCCAAUGAAAACUAUAAUUCGUGGCAACGAUCUGCAGAUGUGUGGUCUUUUGUUCUCUCAUUGCGUGUUCGUAUUCUGUUGGACAAUGCAAAGUGGGCAUAUAUAGGAGGUUUCACAGAAGAUAAGCAGAAAAUCAGAAGGCGCAAGACUGCCUCAUGGCUGCGAGAGCGUGUACUGCAGCUUGGCCCAACCUUUAUCAAACUCGGACAACUAUCUUCCACAAGAUCGGAUCUGUUUCCACACGAGUUUGUGGAAGAGCUGGCCAAGUUACAGGACAGGGUCCCCGCUUUCUCACCAGUAAAAGCGAAAGGCUUUAUUGAGACUGAACUAGGAGCUCCAAUCAAUAUAUUGUUUAAGGAGUUCGAGGACCAGCCAAUUGCUGCUGCUAGUCUUGGUCAGGUUCAUCGCGCUAUCCUGCAUAAUGGAGAGAAAGUAGUUGUGAAAGUUCAGAGACCUGGUCUGAAGAAGCUUUUUGACAUUGACUUAAAAAACCUAAAGCUAAUUGCAGAGUAUUUCCAGAGAAGUGAAAGCUUUGGUGGUCCAUCAAGGGACUGGAUUGGUGUAUAUGAAGAAUGUGCCACGAUUUUGUAUCAAGAAAUUGAUUAUAUAAAUGAAGGGAAGAAUGCUGACAGAUUUCGCAGAGACUUUCGGAAUGUAAAGUGGGUUCGAGUACCUAUGGUCUUUUGGGAUUAUACUGCAACGAAGGUGCUGACAUUGGAGUAUGUUCCAGGUAUUAAGAUAAACCAGCUAGAUAUGCUAGACGCACAGGGUUUUAAUCGUUCUCAAAUUGCAUCACAUGCUAUUGAAGCAUACUUGAUCCAGAUACUCAGAACCGGUUUCUUCCACGCUGAUCCUCAUCCAGGAAAUCUCGCUAUUGAUGUGGAUGAAACUCUAAUCUAUUAUGAUUUUGGCAUGAUGGGAGAUAUUAAAUCUUUCACCCGAGAGAGACUACUUGAACUUUUCUAUUCUAUAUAUGAAAAAGAUGCCAAAAAGGUUAUGCAAUGCCUCAUAGAUCUUGGAGCACUUCAGCCCACAGGAGACUUGUCUUCCGUAAGGAGAUCCGUUCAAUUCUUUUUGAACAAUUUGCUGGACCAGACACCAGAUCAGCAGACUACCUUUUCUGCAAUUGGGGAGGAUUUGUUUGCAAUUGCACAAGAUCAGCCUUUUCGAUUCCCAUCCACAUUUACUUUUGUACUCAGGGCAUUCUCAACCCUGGAAGGCAUAGGCUAUAUUCUAAAUCCAGAUUUCUCCUUCGUGAAGAUUGCUGCACCUUAUGCCCAGGAACUCUUAGAUUUAAGACAGAAGCGGCGUACUGGGACACAGCUUGUAAAUGAAAUCAGGAAACAAGCCGAUGAUGCCAGAAGCUACACAAUGUCCAUGCCGUACAGAGUUCAGAGAAUAGAGGAGUUUGUGAAAGAACUUGAGUCGGGGGAUUUGAAACUCCGAGUUCGGGUGCUUGAGUCAGAAAGAGCAGCUAAGAAAGCAAAUAUUCUCCAAAUGGCAACGAUGUAUACAGUCUUAGGGAGUACCCUGCUCAACCUUGGGGUCACUCUGGGCAGUCAAGGCAAUCUGGCUUUUGCAAAUGGGUCAUACGUCGGUGCAGGAGUUCUUUUCGCACUGUUUGCUAGGUGUAUGCAAAGGGUGAAGAAUCUUGAUAAGUUUGAGAAGAUGAUAUAGUUCCUCAACCUGGAAUGCUAGAACAGAAGCUUAGGACCAAUAUUCUUGCCUAUAUAAUAUGGGGCUUUAUAGCCACUUACUCUAAUUUUUUGCAUGCAAACAAGAGUAGCAUGCCUUGUAUACACAGAAAAUAGAACCUUUGUAUAUAUGCAUUGAUUGUUCAAAGAAGAAAUAUAAUGCUAUUGGUUGCAG
Messenger RNA from Fragaria vesca subsp. vesca, 2549 nucleotides. RefSeq lists its product as uncharacterized. Bases 216 to 2357 code for a protein of 713 amino acids. Gene Ontology annotation, biological process: regulation of response to reactive oxygen species. The record is from RefSeq and is a predicted model, not a curated record. The transcript has 18 exons. NCBI's taxonomy places the organism in Eukaryota, Viridiplantae, Streptophyta, Magnoliopsida, Rosales, Rosaceae.